This is a messenger RNA of Camelina sativa (false flax), 2163 nucleotides long. NCBI's taxonomy places the organism in Eukaryota, Viridiplantae, Streptophyta, Magnoliopsida, Brassicales, Brassicaceae. The record is from RefSeq and is a predicted model, not a curated record.
UGUUUUCCUUGUUUUUUUUUUUCCCCAAAUCUAAUCUGAAUCCGUCGAGACUAGAGCCCUAAAAGAGCUUUGCUUGCUCCUCCUGAACAUCGAGCGCGAUUCAUCUACGAAGGCCGAAGCAAGCGUUUUCCCUCGGGAUAUAUAUGGUUCUUGAUCUCUGAGGAAAGAAGAAGAUUUUGCGACUUUGAUAAUUUUGAAUUACUAGAUUUUAAGAUAAGAAACAAUGUCGUCUGAUUCACCGAACUUGCCUCCUCCUGCUGCGGUAACAAUACCAGAUGAUCAGCCUCCACCUCCUCCUCCUCCUGCUGCUUCUGCAUCCCCUGUUGUUGUAGAAGCUGGAAGCGAUGGUUCACCUAAAGGUGUUGCAUCGAAACUAUCUGCUUCUGGGAUAUCAACGUGGGCUAAAAAUUUGAAAGUUCCUCAGCCGUUUGCUUCCACACAAAACGACUCUGGUGUGGAGAAUAACGAAAAGUCUGCUUUUGCAAAGUUUACGAGUGGGUUAGGGCUUCGUUUAUCUCCGAAAUCUCCUCAACCUAAUGAGGCCACGGAAGGGACGACUUCAGCAACUGCUACAGAAUCUAGUUUCAUUGGGACGAUUACGAAAGGUUUGGUUGAUACUUCGAAGAAUGCUGUCAAGGCAGUACAAGUCAAGGCUCGACAUGCUGUGUCUCAAAACAAAAGAAGAUAUCAGGAAGGAGGAUUUGAUUUGGAUCUGACGUACAUAACAGAGAACAUCAUUGCAAUGGGGUUUCCUGCUGGUGAUAUGAGUUCUGGCUUUUUUGGAUAUGUCGAGGGUUUCUACCGUAACCAAAUGGAAGAAGUUAUCAACUUUCUUGAAACUCAACACAAGGCAAAAUACAAGGUUUACAAUCUUUGUUCAGAGAGGUUGUAUGAUGUAUCCUUAUUUGAAGGGAAGGUGGCCAGUUUCCCGUUUGAUGAUCAUAAUUGCCCGCCAAUCCAUUUGAUCACCUCAUUCUGCCAAAGUGCAUAUUCAUGGUUAAAGGAGGACAUUGAGAAUGUUGUGGUUGUUCACUGUAAGGCUGGCAUGGCAAGGACAGGGCUUAUGAUUUGUAGUCUUCUGCUGUAUCUGAAGUUCUUUCCGACUGCCGAAGAGUGCAUGGAUUUCUACAACCAGAAACGAUGUGUGGAUGGAAAAGGACUUGUGCUACCCAGCCAAAUUAGAUAUGUGAAAUACUUUGAACGAAUUUUAACCUACUUCAACGGGGAAAACCAACCUGGCCGUAGGUGUAUGCUUAGGGGAUUCCGGCUCCAUAGGUGUCCCUAUUGGAUUAGGCCAUCCAUCACUAUUUCAGAUCAUAAUGGUGUUCUCUUUACCACGAAAANAAUUUUAUAUUUUGAGAUAUAUCCGGAAACAAUAAAUUAUGAUCCAGAAGACUUUUGGUUCAGUGCCCCAAAGAAAGGGGUUAUGGUCUUCGCCUUACCCGGAGAGCCAGGCCUAACAGAAUUGGCUGGGGACUUCAAAAUCCAUUUUCAUGACCGCCAAGGAGAUUUUUACUGCUGGUUAAACACGACAAUGAUGGAAAAUAGAGUGAUCCUAAAAACAAGUGAGCUUGACGCGUUUGACAAGAGAAAGCUACCAUCGCCUGGAUUUAUGGUUGAAGUUGUUCUUGCUGAUAUAAAUGCAACAAUCCCUACGAACCCUAGUUCUGAAACAGCAUCCACAACACCGGAAGAAACUCCAGCAGCUAAUUCUUCCCCUGUAGACGGCUCUGCAUCGGUUCCAGGACCCAAUAAAGAAGCAGAGAAUCCUGAUAAGGACGAUGUGUUCUCUGAUAACGAAGGAGACUCAACUGGCCCGACUAAAACCACAUCAUCGGCUUCUUCUCAAACCCCAGAAGCCAAACGGAGCGCAGAUGAAACCUCUGUUCUGGCUAAAGCGACUGAGAAAGUGUCUAUUUCUGGAAACAAGGGAUCAUCACAGCCCGUGCAAGGAGGUACUGUUAGCAAGGCUGAAGCAACAGAGAAACCCUCUGGGGCUGGGGUCAAUCCUUCUUCAAGCUCAGAGAGUGAGUUCAAGGUCAUGGCGGCUGAUGCAUCAGUGUUCUCAUUUGGAGAUGAAGAUGACUUUGAAAGCGAUUGAAGAAAGGGUGAUCAAAAGCAGGAAGAUGUGUACAUAAAAACAGGGAAUGUUAAAUCCAUUCA